AUGCGUGCCGAUCAUUCGGCAUUUCCUAACCAAAUAUGGCUUAUUGCACCGGCAUCCAACCAGAAAGUUAAUCUUAUCGGGGAUUGCCCCUCAUCUGGACCAAAGAUUAAAUUGGCAUUCUUACAAGUUACCAGAUUUGGCAGGCCUUCUCAACAGCCGAUCAAUUUGGAAACGUAUAAGUAG
Messenger RNA from Paraglomus brasilianum, 183 nucleotides. The record is from the annotation of a GenBank genome assembly. Lineage: Eukaryota; Fungi; Glomeromycota; Glomeromycetes; Paraglomerales; Paraglomeraceae.